Sarcophilus harrisii (Tasmanian devil) is the source of this 2275-nucleotide messenger RNA. It is a transcript of the gene THAP10, whose product is annotated as THAP domain containing 10. The coding region runs from base 146 to 979 and encodes 277 amino acids. The transcript is spliced from 3 exons. Lineage: Eukaryota; Metazoa; Chordata; Mammalia; Dasyuromorphia; Dasyuridae. The record is from RefSeq and is a predicted model, not a curated record. Gene Ontology annotation, molecular function: sequence-specific DNA binding.
CCACUUCCGUUGUCGCAGAGGCGGGGGAAGAAAAAGAGCCGGGACGCGGAGAACUGGCCCGCGGAGAACUGGCCCGCGGAAGGUGCGAGUCCGGUAGGAGGCGGCCGGCGGGCGGGCUGUUGGCGGCUGCCGCGGGUUCCCCGCCAUGCCGGCCCGCUGCGUGGCCGCCCAUUGCGGCAACACCACUAAGUCAGGCAAGUCCCUGUUCCGCUUCCCCAAGGAUCGCGCGGUGAGGCUGCUGUGGGACCGCUUCGUGCGGGGCCGCCGCGCCGACUGGUACGGAGGCAAUGACCGCUCUGUUAUCUGCUCGGACCACUUCGCGCCCUGCUGCUUCGACGUCUCCUCCGUCAUCCAGAAGAAUCUGCACUUUUCGCAGCGCCUGCGGCUGGUGGCGGGCGCCGUGCCCACUCUGCACCGGCCCCCGGCCCUGCCUCCCGAGGCGCGCCCGGGGGAGCCGGCGCCGGCCCCGGCCCCCGAGGCGGAGGAGCAAGGAGAACCCCACGCGGCCGCCGCUCCGCAGCCCGACGUCCCUCCCGCCGAGCCCCCGCCCUGCGGACCUCCCCUCCCCUCCGGGAAAAGGCCCGCGACGGCCCAGAUUACUUAUGAAUAUGAAGCUACCCAGACACAAGUAGAUGUUGAUCACCAAUCUAAUGAUGUCACUUCAGUGCUUCCUUACUGUGAAGAAGGCUUAGUGUCUAUAGAUGUUGAUGUUCAUGCACAUAAGAUGCAUAAAAGUACACAAAUUUCUCUGAAAAGGCCCCCUCAUCGUAGUGUGGGUAUUCAGGCUAAAGUAAAAAUAUCAAAUAAACAACCAUGUGAUGCAUCUACACAAACAGAUGAAUUAUGGUCUGUUCCUAGAACGUCUUCCCUACUUGACAUUUACUCCAGUGAUUCUGAAACAGAUACUGACUGGGAUAUCAAGAGUGAACAGAGUGAUUUAUCUUACAUAGCUGUGCAGGUUAAAGAAGAGACAUAUUGAAUGUGGACAUCAUCUAAUCAUUCAAUGUAUUAUAGAUUCUAAUUCUUACCAGUGUGUAAUUAUUUCUUUGAUCUUAUGAUUCUGUUACUUUUUCAUGAAAAUUUGAUAUUUUAUCACCAACAAGCCUUGUUUUAAGUGAGACAAAAAUUUUCCUACAUUGAGAGCUACUGAAAUUGGUUCUUAUUCCUUCACCCUAUAUUCUUUUUUUUUUUUUUUGGAAACUAGCAAACCCAUAUAAAAGUGAAUUAAGAUUUCCCAAGACAAAUCAAGCAUCCGCUACUUAAGGAUAUUGUUAUUCUUGAAACUAAAACUAUAAAACAACAAAAUGACUACAGAAAAAACCAAAUAAUAGUAAAUGAUUAGGAUAAGAGUAGGAUGUUUAUGUUUAGAUGGUUAUGUAAUAAGAUGACCUGUAUUUUGUUUAGUUCUAAUACCAUUAGAAUUAUGACUCUGUACCUGUGGGAAUUCCUAGUGAAAGCUUUGUAUCUCAUAGAAAAUUUUCUGUGGAUAAUGGCAUAAUUGUUGGUUGGAUUUGGUUUACUUAAACUGUCUUGUGAGUCAGACUAACUUACAUCAACUUACAGUUUUAGCUAAUUUAAAUUUCUAUUAAUUUCAUGUAUAGGAAUUGUUAAAGUCUUAUAUAAGACUGUAUUUCUAGAAGAAUUUCAAAUAUCUGUCCUUGACCUAGUUUUUCCUUUAUCAAUACCAUUUUUACUUUUUAUUCUAAUAAAUUAAAUGUUUGAAAAGUAUAUGCAAGUUAACUUGCAUCAACCAGGGAAAUUCCUAUGGCAAUAUCAUUCAAAUAGCCAUUCCAUUAUUGUGGUUUCUGAAGAAACUUACUUUAUGUACUGUAAUUUUUUUUUUUUUUUUAAGAACAGUGGAAAGAAGCUUCCACUGUGUGUCUCUUGUGUACUAUUGGUUCUGUGUAGAUUGAUUGCACAUGUUUUAUCUCCAAACGUGUAAAUAAUAAAAAGGUUUUUUGAAGUUCAUUUCAAAUGUGAUUUAACUUGAAAACAGUAUAAUUUUUCUAAAUAAAAUAUAAAAUUUAACAUGUUGGAGAUCUGGUAAUGAAAAUUGAAGGCCAGAACAAAAAUUCUAUAAAAGUAGCAUUCCUCUUUACUUUGUCUUAAGUUUAUGAAUGACCUGGUCAUUUUGUUUAAAAAAAUAAUCUUGGUGCUAAGGGAGUUUCUAAUAUCUAAUCUCCAUCCAUCUGAAUAACAAACACUGACAUUUGUACAGUGCUUUAAAGUUUCUGAAAUGCUUGCAUAUAUUCUCACAGUUGAGUCUCUCCCUGGU